Messenger RNA from Mollisia scopiformis, 474 nucleotides. RefSeq lists its product as uncharacterized. Gene Ontology annotation, molecular function: DNA-binding transcription factor activity, RNA polymerase II-specific; zinc ion binding. The transcript is spliced from 2 exons. NCBI's taxonomy places the organism in Eukaryota, Fungi, Ascomycota, Leotiomycetes, Helotiales, Mollisiaceae. The record is from RefSeq and is a predicted model, not a curated record. The coding region runs from base 1 to 474 and encodes 157 amino acids. Gene Ontology annotation, biological process: regulation of DNA-templated transcription.
AUGGCUGAGGCCGGCGACGACAAUAGCGGCUCUCGCAGUGCGGAUGGCGAACCGCCUCGAAAAAGAGUCAGGAAGGGAACCAAGAGUUGCUGGGAAUGCAAGCGUCGCAAAGUCAAAUGCCAACUUUCUACGGAAGAUGUACCUGUCUGUUCUGGAUGUCUAACUCGAGGCACAACCUGUCUUAGCCAGGAGUAUCCUGAGGAGAGAGACCCCUCAAGUGGAACGAAUGUCGGCGAGAGACUUGGUCGAAUUGAACAGGUUCUAGAGAAGCUAGUUGCAAAGAUUGAGCAAUACGAAGAGGAGGAGAACACAGCUCAAAAAAUGUUAACACCAGAUUCUUUGAGCAAUAACGAUGUUCCCACCCCGUAUUCAGGGACGGCAAACUCUAAUACGCAGACGGACACGGCACCAUUCAUGCAUCUGUUUGACAGUUCUAUGGUGAGGAUUAAUGUUCUCAAAGGACGCAAGGGCUAA